AUGAAGAAAUACAUGAAUUUAUUAACAGACACUGCUUACCUCUUGAAAUGUUUGGGUGGAAGAGAUGGAAAAGACCUUCUUCAGAGAUGCCUCACCCAAUUAUUCACAAAUGAGUUGGCUACACAGUGUUCAUGGUUUGGACAACGGGGAAACUUCAAAAUCAAAGACUUGAAUUCAAUAAAAAUAUUAACAGGUACGUAUCGAUGUGAAGUUUGCCAAACGAGAUACAAGCAUGCUACAUCUCUGAGGAAACAUCUAACAUUCGAGUGUCAAAAAGAACCAAAAUUCCACUGCCAUUACUGCGCAUACAAAGCUAAAAGAUUAUACAAUCUACGAAGACAUAUAAAAUUGAAACAUCAGGUGAAAAGAGGAUAUUUCAUGAAAAAAAAAAGUAUUAUUUUGAAAUGUUCUUCGGAAAUAUCUGCUAUCGUCCCUUCACUAGCAAUACCAGUCAGACGAACUAGAAAAGCCCAGUCAGCACAUCCUUUCGUUGUCAACCUCCAAAGAUGUCGAACAGCACUUUAUCAAAACUCCUUCAUCCAUAGAUCGGCUAGGCUCUUUAAUUCAUUGCCUGAGGAAGUAUUCCCAACAAAAUAUAAUCUCCAGAAACCGAAUAGUAUGUCCAAAGUGUGGAAGACACUACAAAAAUAUUUGGACGAUGAGAACUCACGUUUCUCAGGAUUGUGGAAAAAUUUAUAG
This is a messenger RNA of Phaedon cochleariae (mustard beetle), 699 nucleotides long. Lineage: Eukaryota; Metazoa; Arthropoda; Insecta; Coleoptera; Chrysomelidae. The record is from the annotation of a GenBank genome assembly.